GGUGUUAGUGCGCUUUGUUGGGACCAGAAAAAAAAGCCCUACCUACUUUUUUGUUUGGUGUUUUGGCACCGUUUGUUUGUAUUGUAUUGUUCCUGUUUUUCCUGUUUGUGUCUGUCUUUGGUAUCAUCCGUUAUCCCUAGUUUAUCCUUUCCCUUCUUUUUCCCUUACACCGUGUUUGGCGCCUCGUUUUUGGCUCAUCAUCCUUUUUCCUUCCCCCGGGAAAGCAGUGGGCAUUCCACCGCACAUACACACUUACCACACUUACUUACACAUACUGUGUACACAUACACACACACACCCUUCGGGAUCAUUCGGGAUGGGGGUAACCAGGGGAGUUACUACUGGUACAGCCAAUGGUUUCAGGGUCUUCACCUGACCGUGCUGGUCCGCGAUGGAGCAUUGGCUUACUCUCUCACUCACUCACACACCUCCUUCCCCUUCAGAUAACCCAUUGCUGCAUCUGAUGGGAUUAUUCCGUAGUCGUGUGUGUAUUUUACACUUGUAUGGACCGAUCCCUUCCGUUCAAUUCCUUUUUUUCCCCUCGUGUCGUCACAAAAAGAAGAAAAAAACAUUCUUGUCUUGUCUCUACGGGUCCCUCCCUUCAUUCUUUCCUUACAUAUAAAUUGUCCCCUUCUCCCUUCCGCUUCUGACACCGGGCCACCUAACCCAGCAACAGACCGGAAAAGACAGGACAAGACAAGAGACAAGCAAUAGAGACCAGCUACGGUAUGCAAAAUUUUCACAGCAAAACGAGAGACCGCAAAGAAGGAAAAAAACCAGACGUGCGGCUUCUCGGUCGCAAUCAAACCGGGCCGAAUCGGGCAUGCGGCUCCACCAGCACCGGAGUUUCUGAGCAAGAAAAUUCCCACUUCUGAGACGCAAGCAGGUUUGCGCCGCGUCGGCUGGAAGGAGGGAAGCUUCCCCAAUUGUGUUCUGUUGCUGUGCUCCUGGUCUGCUCCCUCGGGAAAUGCCUCACCGACUCAUCGUAUUGGGUAUCUGCCGUUUUGGGACAACCCGGCUCCGUACGGAGCGCCUUUCGCCGGGGAAACGCGCGACGAUCCGUAGCUCCCUGAGCUAGCUCGCAAAUAGCACAGAAAUGUUAGUCCACACAGUUCUGGCGCUAUGGUAGAAAAAAAAAAACGACAUC
Molecule: messenger RNA, 1147 nt
Organism: Aspergillus welwitschiae
Lineage: Eukaryota; Fungi; Ascomycota; Eurotiomycetes; Eurotiales; Aspergillaceae
Exons: 2
Coding region: 392-622 (76 amino acids)
Source: RefSeq, a predicted model, not a curated record